This is a messenger RNA of Elgaria multicarinata webbii, 2262 nucleotides long. Its product is annotated as B-cell receptor CD22-like. The record is from RefSeq and is a predicted model, not a curated record. Bases 198 to 2069 code for a protein of 623 amino acids. Gene Ontology annotation, molecular function: protein phosphatase binding; CD4 receptor binding; sialic acid binding. The transcript is spliced from 10 exons. Gene Ontology annotation, biological process: negative regulation of B cell receptor signaling pathway; regulation of B cell proliferation; B cell activation. NCBI's taxonomy places the organism in Eukaryota, Metazoa, Chordata, Lepidosauria, Squamata, Anguidae. Gene Ontology annotation, cellular component: recycling endosome; extracellular exosome; external side of plasma membrane.
CACAGAGACGCAGCUGAGCUUGAAGUAGCAGGAAGUGAACAGAUCUGCUCAGAUCCCAUGCUUCCCACAUAGCAUUGCAAGAGGAAAGUCCCUAUGACAGACGUUGAGCUUUGAGAAGGACAGAGGAGUUGCCAGCAGUAGUUAGUAGACAGCACUGCAAGCAUCUAAAUAAGGUUUGACACUUGCAUAAAGCCACAAUGAGGCAUUUCUUUUGGCUUCUCUUUCUUCAAGGUUUCCUGUGUCAUUUCCGAGACCCAUUGAUCAUAAGCCAGAGGUCUCUGCAAUCCUGGAAAGGAUCGUGUGUGUUGAUUCCAUGCACGAUCAGCAGAACGUAUAAAUCUCAAAAGCUCAUAGACUUGUCCCUAGUUUGGUAUUUUGAGCCAACUUAUGAUAAUAAAGACUUGAAAGACUUUAUCGGAACCAUGUUGCACAAGAGCAAUAUGACCUCCAAUAACAGAACCACCCCAAUUACCCCUCACUUUCAGCAUCGUAUUCAAUUUGUAGGGGAUUUAAAUGAAAGAAAUUGCAGCUUGAAGAUCUCCCAACUGCAGAAAAAUGACACUGGCAGAUAUGGGGCACGGCUUUAUGGUACAGCUGCAGACCUGAAAUAUAAGUGGUUUCUACAUGCUACUGUUACAGUUGAAGAGUCACCUCCACUACCCAAGAUGGAAACUUUCAUUCACAGAUCCUAUUUCCAAAGGACCCAAGUCUUUGAAGAACAGAAGAAAGCUAAAGUGGACUGCUCAGUGACUUACCAUUGCCUUGACCAGCCACUGCAGCUGACCUUCCAAGGCUUAGAAGAGGAUCAUUUGGCUUCACAAAAAAUGACAUUUCAAAACAGAAUGAUAAAGACUGUUCUUGUCUUUGUGCCAACUUGGGAGGACCACGGGAAAACACUGAAGUGCUCCCUGAACAACCAGGAUGGGUCAGAGGUAUCCCAGGGAAGCAUGCCACUGAAUGUGAAACAUGCCCCGAAAGGAGUUAAGUUGAAAGCUACUCCUGGGAUGACAGUCCAAGAAGGAAUGAAACUCUCAUUAGAGUGCAUAUUCAACAGCAGUUACCCAGCUGUUUAUGAACACAAUUGGUAUAAGGACCAUCAGCCGAUACAAUAUUACUCAAAUAAAAUUGAAUUCAACCCUGUGAGUCGUCAGCAUUCUGGUAGUUAUAAAUGUCAACCUGUAAAUGGAAUUGGAAGCAGCCAGUCAGAAGAACUGGACAUUGAUGUGCAAUAUCCACCCGAGAAUACUGAAGUUCAGCAGGUGCCCCGGUGGAAGAUAACGGAAGGGAACAGUGUCACUUUGCGAUGCUUUUCUCAAGGAAAUCCACCUAUUCAGAAUUACACGUGGUAUAAAGACAAUGAGCUGCUAUUUAUAAAACAGAAGGAGGUGCUAUUUUCUUAUAUCAAAGCCAGCAAUUCCGGCACCUACUAUUGUGAAGCCCAGAACCUCAUUGGCACAUCAAAAUCUACACCUGUCACACUGGAUGUUCAUUUUGCCCCCAAUGGAGUCAAAAUUGUGCAAGAGCCAGAGGGGUUAAUCAAUGAAGGCUCCAUUGUUCGGCUGAAAUGUGAAGUGGGGGCAGCAAACCCUGAUCAACUCACCUACUCCUGGUACAAAGAUCAGACACAGGUGGUCUCUACAGAGGAUGUGCUGAACAUCCAAGAAGUGACUCCAAACAAUUCUGGCAACUACCAUUGUGAAGCCAAAAACACAGUGGGCAAUUCACGCUCUUCAACCUUCAAGCUGAUUGUGCCAUCUUCCCAGGCCACCUCUGGGCCUAGACCCACAGCACAGGAGGAACACCCACAAGUGCCUCCACUACCACACUGUAGGUGUGCUUCUCCUCAGUCUGAACCGCAGCCUCCGACUCAGCCUCCCCUUUCGUCAGAUUCCCACCCACUCUGUGCUGCUGGAGUUCUGCGGGAAUAUCUGCCUUCCCUUGAGAAAUUUCAGGCCCAGGCCCUACGGGACCAACAUCUGAUUCUUAGCGGCUUCAAAGAAUUACUCUCUGAAGUUGUCAAGCUCACCGACCAGCUUCUGAGAGCAAAGCAAGAAAGAUCAGAGCCCUGAAACAAAGCCUGGUUUUGUGGGAGAGCAGGACUCAGAAGAACCCAUAGAGGAUGACAGCGAAGCAGGAUUUGAACUCCUUUCGCACCACUUUGAUUCUUCUGCCUUUCUAUCCAUUCUUGUUUCAAAUGUUAUCUUGCGUUCACAUCCCUUCUCCUUUAAAAUAAUUCUUCUUUGCUAAAAUGUGAUUAAAGAG